AUGCUCCCAACAUUCCUUACUGUCAUUUACUCCCCGCCCACCCCAAGCCAUGGCUGCCGUCACCCUCUUCCCCCAAACCUCCUCUCAGGCGGGCCUUCACUCAACUUUACCCUGAACUCGCCCCGCGGAGGCGGCGAUCGAAGGUACCUUCUGCACCUGCCGAGCCAUUUUUCUGCUUCGAAUAAGAGGCCGGUUCCCAUGGUGAUUGUAAUACAUGCGUUUGGGCAGACGACGGCGUCGGUGGAGGAGAUGACGGGGUUUUCGGAGGAGGGGGAGGGGGAGGGGGAGACGGAUGUCGGGGUUGUUGUUGUGUAUCCGGAGGGGGUGAAUAACGUCUGGCUCGGCGACCCCGGCGCCCACAACCUCACCACCCUCGACGACCGCCCCUUCAUCUCCGACCUCCUCACCCACCUAACCUCCACCCUCUGCCUCGACACCUCCUGCAUCUACGCCACCGGCUUCUCCAACGGUGGCGGUCUCGCCGCCCUCCUGGCUUGCUACCCGCCUACCGCGUCCCGCAUCGCUGCCUUUGCGGGAGUGUCUGCUGCGUAUUAUACCAAGCAGUCGUUGGGGUACAGCUUAUUUGAGCCCGAAGCAUGUGACACCGGGGGCAGGAAGACGAUGCCAUUCCUAGACGUGCAUGGAGAGAAGGACAUGGUGAUUGCGUAUGACGGGGACAAUUCCAACUUCGACGUCGAUGGGAAUGGAGUCCCGGACCCGGAUACGCUGCCUAUCAAUUCUUGGUUGAAUGAUUGGGGGACGGUGGUGUUGAGGGAUGGGGGUGAUGGGAUUGUGAGGGGUAGUUGGACGUGUCGGGGGUGGGAGGAUGUGGUUGUGGGGUAUAGGGUUAGGGGGCUGGGGCAUGGGUGGCCCAGUACGGUGAAGCUGGAUGAGGUGUGGGAGGGGUUUAGGUUGGGGCCGCAGGGGUGGAAUGCGUCGAGGGUGCUGAUGAAGUGGUUUUGGAGGUGGAGUUUGGGGAGCUUGACGAGUGAGGGGCCGUGA
Westerdykella ornata is the source of this 1002-nucleotide messenger RNA. RefSeq names its product alpha/beta-hydrolase. The coding region runs from base 1 to 1002 and encodes 333 amino acids. Gene Ontology annotation, molecular function: feruloyl esterase activity. The transcript is spliced from 4 exons. Gene Ontology annotation, cellular component: extracellular region. NCBI's taxonomy places the organism in Eukaryota, Fungi, Ascomycota, Dothideomycetes, Pleosporales, Sporormiaceae. The record is from RefSeq and is a predicted model, not a curated record.